Octodon degus (degu) is the source of this 780-nucleotide messenger RNA. Its product is annotated as bisphosphoglycerate mutase-like. The record is from RefSeq and is a predicted model, not a curated record. Lineage: Eukaryota; Metazoa; Chordata; Mammalia; Rodentia; Octodontidae. Gene Ontology annotation, molecular function: intramolecular phosphotransferase activity. Gene Ontology annotation, biological process: glycolytic process.
AUGUCCAAGUACAGACUUAUACUGACACCUGGCAAGGGUGCUUGGAACAAGGAGAACAGAUUUUGCAGCUGGGUGGAUCAGAAACUUAACAGCAAAGGACUGAAGGAAGCUCGGAAUUGUGGGAAGCAACUCAAAGCACUCGACUUUGGGUUUGAUCUUGUGUUCACGUCCAUCCUUAAUCGGUCCAUCCACACAGCCUGGCUGAUCCUGGAAGAGCUGGGGCAGGAAUGGGUCCCCGUGGAAAGCUCCUGGCGUCUAAAUGAGCGGCACUACGGGGCCUUGAUUGGGCUCAACAGGGAGAAAUAAAUGGCUUUGAAUCAUGGUGAAGAGCAAGUGAGGCUGUGGGGGAGAAGCUACAAUGUGACCCCGCCCCCUACUGAGGAGUCCCAUCCAUACUACCAUGAAAUCUACAACGACCCGAGGCAUAAAGUAUGCGAUGUUCCCUUGGAUCAGCUGCCUCGAUCUGAAAGCUUAAAGGAUGUUCUGGAGAGACUUCUUCCCUACUGGAAUGAAAGGAUUUCUCCUGAAGUACUGAAAGGCAAGACCAUUCUGAUAUCUGCUCAUGGAAGUAGCAGUAGAGCUCUCCUGAAACAUCUGGAAGGUAUCUCAGAUGAAGACACUAUCAACAUCACUCUUCCUACCGGAGUCCCCAUUCUCCUGGAGCUGGAUGAGAACCUACGCGCUGUUGGGCCUCACCAGUUCCUGGGCGACCAAGAGGCCAUCCAAGCAGCCAUUAAGAAAGUGGGUGACCAAGGCAAAGUGAAACAAACCCAAAAAUAA